Molecule: messenger RNA, 705 nt
Organism: Rubroshorea leprosula
Lineage: Eukaryota; Viridiplantae; Streptophyta; Magnoliopsida; Malvales; Dipterocarpaceae
Source: the annotation of a GenBank genome assembly
GUCCCUCUCUCAUUCCCAUUUCCUUUUUCUAAAUUUGAUUUCUUUUAAUUGAUUUAAGAUUUCAGAUCCCCUUCCCUCCAGUGUAGGGCAAACCAUCUUCUCUUUUCCCAUUUUUUUUUUUCAACAUAGGUAUUAAUAUCUUUGGCCCGAUUGAUGUCACCAGUACCUACAAAUCUUCCUAUUCAUAAGCAGAGACUCCACUUUGAAGGGACAACUUCGAUACAAUGUUAAAGUGACAUGUUGAAAUUUGAAUAGUCUUAAGUUAGAAUCUUACCAUUUUAGUGAGCUAAUCUCCUAAAAUAUGUUGAUAUGGCAAAUUUUGCCAUUUAAAUUUUGACUUUAUUUUGUGGUUUAGAAAAGGAAACGACUAGAAUUGAAGUUCCUUCCAUCCUGAUAUGGUCUCAAUCAAGAGAAGUCGUGAUAUAUGCAGCUACAUGUGCAACAAGUGAAUCCUUUGUUUCCUCCCGUCAAAAUGAUAUGGGAUCAUUCCCAUUUCUCAAAUCAAAAUCCAAUCACAAUUAACAGGUGCGAAUUACCAUCAGGUUAGGUUGUUGACAAAAAAAUUGGCAGUGUAUUUUAUUUGGUUGAUUCUUAUUAGUCUUGUAAAGAGCAAUUACCAUCAGGUUAGGUUGUUGACAAAAAAUUUGGCAGUGUAUUUUAUUUGGUUGAUUCUUAUUAGUGUCAUAAUUAAGAGCAUUCUGUUUU